CGCGGUAGGAGCUCGCCCGAUCCGCGUCCAGCAUUACAGAGCACCACUUGCGAGCAGCAAUUAGCCAUGGGCCAGACACGCGUGGCAGCAACAACAGCGGCGCAAUCUCCCGCGGCGGAACUUUCGCCAGAAACAAAUGGCCAGACGGAGGAGCCCCUGCAGCUGCUGGGCGAGGACAGCUGGGAGGAGUUCUCCAUCGCCGUGCCCUGGGGCACCGUUGAGGCCAAGUGGUGGGGCUCGAAGGAGAGGCAGCCCAUCAUCGCCCUGCACGGCUGGCAGGACAACUGCGGCAGCUUCGACAGGCUGUGCCCCCUGCUACCGGCGGACACCUCCAUCCUGGCCAUCGAUCUGCCCGGGCACGGCAAGUCGUCGCACUAUCCGAUGGGCAUGCAGUACUUCAUCUUCUGGGACGGCAUAUGCCUGAUUCGCCGGAUAGUCCGCAAGUACAACUGGAAGAACGUCACCCUGCUCGGCCACUCGCUGGGCGGAGCUCUGACCUUCAUGUACGCGGCCAGCUUUCCCACGGAGGUGGAGAAACUGAUCAACAUCGAUAUCGCGGGUCCCACGGUGCGCAGCACCCAGCGGAUGGCGGAGGGCACUGGCAGGGCGCUGGACAAGUUCCUGGACUACGAAACCCUGCCGGAGAGCAAGCAGCCCUGCUACUCGUACGACGAGAUGAUCAAACUGGUGCUGGACGCGUACGAUGGCUCCGUGGAUGAGCCCUCGGUUCGGGUGCUGAUGAACAGGGGAAUGAGGCACAAUCCGAGCAAGGAUGGCUACCUCUUUGCCAGGGAUCUGCGGCUGAAAGUAAGCCUGCUGGGCAUGUUCACCGCCGAGCAGACCUUGGCCUACGCGCGCCAGAUUCGCUGUCGCGUGCUCAACAUUCGGGGCAUUCCCGGCAUGAAGUUCGAGACGCCCCAGGUGUAUGCGGAUGUGAUUGCCACGCUGCGGGAGAAUGCCGCGAAGGUGGUCUACGUUGAGGUGCCCGGCACCCAUCAUCUCCACCUGGUCACCCCGGAUCUAGUGGCGCCCCACAUCAACCGAUUCCUGAAGGAGGCGUGAGCUUCCAUCCGGACUGCGUAGGAAAUUACUUAAGUAGACGGCUAGGUAGAGAGUACUGUGUGUGUAUAUAGUUAGUGUAUUUCAUCCCACUUGUGAUGUACAGUGAUCAAAGGUAUGUGCCCGAUUUGCACGGAUCUAAAUGUUAUGGCAGAUAAUAAACACAAAUUUAUGACCAAACAA
This is a messenger RNA of Drosophila simulans, 1242 nucleotides long. It is a transcript of the gene kraken, whose product is annotated as probable serine hydrolase. Bases 67 to 1062 code for a protein of 331 amino acids. NCBI's taxonomy places the organism in Eukaryota, Metazoa, Arthropoda, Insecta, Diptera, Drosophilidae. The transcript is spliced from 3 exons. The record is from RefSeq and is a predicted model, not a curated record.